Messenger RNA from Truncatella angustata, 1332 nucleotides. RefSeq lists its product as uncharacterized. The coding region runs from base 281 to 1141 and encodes 286 amino acids. Gene Ontology annotation, biological process: mycotoxin biosynthetic process. The record is from RefSeq and is a predicted model, not a curated record. Lineage: Eukaryota; Fungi; Ascomycota; Sordariomycetes; Amphisphaeriales; Sporocadaceae. The transcript has 3 exons.
AAACCUUUCCCCACACGACCCCCGAGCACUGCCAUCUAAGCUGACUGCAUAGACUAUAAUGCCCAAGAACAGAUCAUAGCUUGACAAAAUGUCAUGGUUACAUGGUUGGGCAGAUUGAAAGGGCUUCUUAGUUUCUGUAACUCUCAGUUUUCCAUGAUGUACAAUUCUUUCCAAGCCUGAUAACUUAACCAUCCUGAAUAUCAAAUAUUUCUACUCAAUGUUCGUUCUUUCUGAACGCAUAUCUCUCGUACAGCACACAAGCAUAUAACAUUCAUCAAACAUGUCCCGCCAGCAAGAAAAAUAUGAUCAGCAGCAACCACUCACGGGACCUGACGAGGAAUCGAUAUAUGAUUCUGAAUCAGUCGACACACUGACGCCAAUAGACAGGAGACUGCGUCAUCGUCCAACUUGGCUAUAUGUCUCUUUGAUGGUGUCUCUGACAGCUGUCGUGUUCAUAGCUGUUGGUGGCUUAAUCGGACGACAAAGCGUCAAUCUGAACAAAACUUGUGCUGCGUACACAACUCAAUACUCUCCCGUGCUUCGGAAUGUGGACAUAAAAUACGAAAUGACUCCAUUCAAUGGAUCGUUCAAGGCAGAGAACAUAUAUCGGAAAGUAGGCUCUCCAGAAGUGGAUGCAGCUUGGGAGGCACUUGGGGUCAAUUCCCGAGCAUCGAUUAUAGAUGAGUUCGAAGGCGUAGCCUCGGGGUUGUCAAAACACCACGCGCGUAGAGCGGAGAAAUACGGUGGUGGUUACUUUGUCAAUGUCGAGGGCAUGCACCAUUUGCACUGCCUCAAUCUUGUCCGUAAAGGAAUGUGGUAUAACUAUGACUAUUACAAGAAUCUUGGGGAAUGGUCUUUCAAGAACGAGGAGAAAAUCCUCCAACUUCACGCAUCGCACUGCUUGGACGUUAUUCGCCAGGUACUCAUGUGCAAUGUAGAUACUGGUGUCCUUGGACAGGUAUGGUAUGACCCAGAUGACGGUGCCAGAACCUUCCCAGACUUCAAAACACAGCACAAGUGUAAGAAUUAUGAUGCCAUUGCUCAAUGGGCAAUUGACCACCAGGCCCCACUGACAGACAGCUUACCAGCGGACUACAUGAGAGCCCCUGAUGCUGAUGAUGUAUUACCGGCGAUACCAUAGAGGUUAUGGACUUGAUUUGGAAGUUGGUUUUGUGUACAAGUAGCGUCUAACAUUUGCAUUGUUAUUAGAUGGAGUCUGUCUACGAUGACGUCAAAUAAAUUACGUCUUUGGUCUACAACAAACGCUAUUAAUGAUACGCUCUGGCUUGUGGCAUAACGCCUGUGGAUUCAUUAGCACAGCUUAAAUUCAGG